AUGUGCUUUCACAGCAAAAUAGAGCUGUGCUGCUGAAGUGCCUUCAUUCCAAACAACAAAGUGUGCUGGGAAAGUAGCACAUGAGGCGCCUUUCUCGUUAGAAUAGUUUUCGUAUUUGUUCGAAAACUCGUGACUUUUAAUUUUUGCCGCUAAAUCUAUAUUUUUCGAACGUGAAGAUAUAGUUUGCGAUUUUUUUUUUCGUGUGAUCGCAAAAACUCUGUGGAUAGAUUUAGUUCUGUAGAGAGUUCGUUGAUUCGAAGGAAUAUUUUUAUUCGGAAUAAAUACUGUUGGGUGUACUAUAGUGAUUCUCAAUUCAAAAUGACUAGGAUUAUUCUUCUGAAGUUUUGGCUGAUUUUCGCUUGGAGUGGCAUUGCUAUUUGUAGUACAGAUGAUUCAAUAACAACUGACAUUCCAGAAAUUAGUUCCUCCACUCUAAAAGAAAACCCACUGACAGAGCCCACCGUGCCGAGUGGCUUAGAAUCGUCCACUACAACUCAUAAAGAUAUCGAACAGAACAAAGGGAAUAUAGACAAGGUUUUUAGUGAGAAUGCCAGCAGUUCACAACCUAUGGCGCCAUCUAGUUUUGCCACUGAAAAAGAAAUAAAAGAUACUUCUAAUGCACCAAGUACAGGAAGUGAUACAUCUACUGCAACAGCUCAUGAAACAAAGUUUAGUUCUAGUUUAAGAACCAGCCCUUCUGAUAUCGAUUACGGAGGCUACUUUGUCACAAAUACGAAUGAUUCUAAACCUGAAAUUGCCACAAGCGAGUUGCAAAAAGCAGGGCUGCAAAAAUCUUUGGAUGAAGAGUACAUUCCUUUGAAAUCAAAUGAAAUUGAAGUUGCAGAAGGAAAUUCUCAGUCUGAAAAUCUACACACCGCAUCCGUAAACGUGAUUGAUUUUGGUUCAGAUACUAAUCUAAAUGAAUCAAUUGCUGAGGCUAGUUUAGCAACAGUAGAUUUUGCCGAUGUUGAAAAAAGCGCAUCUGUAAGCAAUGAGCAAAGAGUAAGUGCCUCGCCAAAGAGCGCAACUAUUAAAAGAAGCUUAAAUUCAACGGCGGAUGCUGUGCGCGGUUUCGCAAGUUCCGCUACUUUUACACCAGUCAGUUCUGAUACUACAGCAUCUUUUUUUUCACCUAGCUCAAAAGUAGAUGGUUUUGAUACAACAAUAAAAAUAGAAGAGUUGCCAACGCCAUUGCCGAUAGAGAUCUACAACAGUCAAGGUGUCACUCACUUGACAUCUGUGAAAUCUGCUGAAACAACUUUUGGCGACCUGUCUGAAGCUAGUGAGCGAGUAGAUAGUUUGGAAAAUGCGCCAAGCUUGACUGUUUCACCGAAUAGUUCUAAUGGUAUUCCUAUGAAGACAUUGUCUACUUCUGAAUAUACUGAUGAUAAAUUAGAGACAAAUGUGAGCUUGAAUGACAAUGACGACAGAACUGAGAGCAAUGUCCUGGGUGACUUACUUUUUGGAAACGGGGCUAAGACUCCAAAGCUCCAAACACAACCCAACGGUGUUUUUGAGCACGAGAACGAUGAUAUAAUUUAUGCUGGGUUUGCUGAUGAGGAACCUGCUGGAGUGACUUUCGACCCAGAUGGUUUAAAAAAUGAUUUUUCUCAAGAUCCGGAUUCCAUCAUAUUUUCUGUUCCACCACAAAUUAAAAAGCAAUCGCCUACUGAAGCGAAUAUUGCUACCGAAAGAGAGAAAGAACCAACAAAAUCAUUCAACUCAGAACAUCUACCACAUGACGCACCAGAAACAGAAUUCGAACAUUUGACGAUCGUAAAUGCGUCAAACGAUGAGCCUAAAGAAACCAAUCACAGUGAUGUACUAGUUCCUCCUGCUGUGAUUUUCGGUAGACCAAUACACUAUAGCUCAGAAGAAAUGUUACAAGAUGAUAACAGUGUUUACAAUGGCUCAUUUGUAGAUGUUUAUAAGGCUACAGCUCAACCCGAAUUAGAGUCCAAAACUGCACCAAAAGAAAUUUUAUCCCAUUUGGUGAAUUCAACUGAAUCUAAACCAGGAACCACGCUAUCUUCCCAUUCAAAUGAACUUAGAGAAAUGAAUGAGGACAUUGCCCACAAUACCGAACAGUCUGUACUCCGUCCAAUCAAAAUCAAAAGCCCAUCAGAAGAACCGACUUCAACACAAGUUACCACACUAACAUCUUCUACUCAUCCAACCGAAUUUACUAUCGGUAAUAAUCCGUUGAACACUACCGAUAGCAAAGAGAGUCAGAGUGCUACUACAAACUUAUCAAGCCCAAUAAUCCUGCCUAAUCCUGCCCCAAGCACAACCGAAAAAUUGGUUGGAAAUCUUGAAAUCUCAACUGCGGUUGUACAACCAGAGCUUGUUGACUCUUUAUUUAAUAAAAGUUUGCAUCCACUGGACAAUAAUGAAAAUGGAACACUGUCUUCUGAUAAUAAUUCGACUAUUGCAGGUCUUGCAAUUAAGACUUCAGUUUCAGUUACCUUACCAAUUUCAAUCAAGCAAAAUUCGAGCCUAGAUGCGAGUAAUAGCGAUGCAGAUUUUAAUCUGAAAACUGGAGAUUCCUCUGCUACUUCACUUUUUAAUGAGAGUAGAUCUUCAUCAGAAUCGACCUCUGUUCCCACAACCCUGGUUCCAAGUACAUCCACAACUUCAGUUAAAAUCAGGAGACCGAGCAUUAGAGUACCUGGAAGAACAGAUGGACCUGCUCUGAGAACUCGCAAACCUUUUAUGGCACCCAAACCUCAAUCUUCGAGCACCGCGGGACCUCCCGUUUCAAUAUUUAAGAAGGAAAGAACGCGCUCCAAUUCCAUAACCUCCUCUACAACAUCCACACCAUUCCCACAAUUUUCUACUAUAAGGGUCCAUUAUGCUAGUAGAUAUCCAGGAAUGAAACCUGAAGAAUUUUCAGUGUCUGUUGAGCCCAUAACUGUACCACCGACUACCACAACAGAAGAGCCCAUAUCCGAAGUGCCCUUCACAGACACAACAUUUGUACCAACCUUGUCCAGAGAGGAUGACGUCAUGCUAGUCAAAGUAGGCGGUGGCAUCACGCUGGAAAGAGGACUCAGGUGGAGUGACCAGCUCAGCAACAGGCACUCACCCGAAUUCAAAGAAAAAGCCACUCAAAUACACCUUCACCUGGAGAAUCUGUUUAGGUCAUCGCCAAUAGCUCCUCGCCUUUGGCGCAUUCAGAUCGAUGGAUUUAAUGGAACGAAGAAUUCCCGCUCUGUCGAAGUAGAUUUCAUUCUUUAUCUUAUAAAAUCUCCCGAAAAGAUCGCCGUCGAACAUCUGGCAAGAGUAUUCCAUGAAAAGUUGAGCACUAACAAUACAUUCGCUAGAUACAGGGUGGAUCCUAACAGAACAGCAUUCGAAAUGCUACAAGAAGAGCCAUUGCGACAACCAACACCUUCUCCAGAAGACCAGUAUGAGCCUCCAGUACCCCAAUGGGCAAUUGCUGUCAUCGUCAUUUGCGCAGCUUCCCUCAUCUUUAUCGUUCUAUUCGCAGCGGUCACGAUGUAUGGUCGUCACCAUAUGCGUCGAAGGUAUGGCAACAAAUUGAAUGAGGAAGAUCUGGACAGAUCUUCGGGAGAGUGGGAAAGUAAAAUGACAGCAGCCUACGAAAAUAUGGCGGCUGACACUAUAUAUGAGGCAGAAGACCUCAGAGGCGACACCUACAAAAAACAAAACCGUAUCGCAACAUUUCAUGGAAUACCUUCAACACUGAAGCGUUGCGACAGUUGGUCAAGCGGCGGCUGGUCCACCCCACCGAGGCGAAAAAAGCCUCCCCACGUCCACUGAAUAUAGUUAUUUUUCACCUGCAUUCUCAAACAUUCCAACAAUAACAAAAAAGAAACUGUUUUAAAACUUCAGUGAUUGUACUGCAGCACGGGUUAUUUAAGUAGGCUGUAUUAUAAUGCUUUAUUCAGAGGGCAGUUCAGCAAUAUUACUUUUCCAACGUAUUUUGUGAUUAAUUAUAAAUUGCAAUCUAUUGCAAGUAAAUAACUUUAGAGUGUAUCAUGUUUAAAAAAAAUAAGCAAAAAUAACUUUUUGAAAAGUUUCUGCUCUUCAUAUUGUUUAAAAAAAGUUU
Parasteatoda tepidariorum (common house spider) is the source of this 4072-nucleotide messenger RNA. RefSeq lists its product as uncharacterized. The record is from RefSeq and is a predicted model, not a curated record. NCBI's taxonomy places the organism in Eukaryota, Metazoa, Arthropoda, Arachnida, Araneae, Theridiidae.